UACUAGAACAGACAUUCUGAUUCUGACGGAAUAAUCGGUUCUACUCACGUUCUACUAUUCGUGAUUGUCAUUGUUAACAAACACUAGUGAUUUAUUUACCAUCGUUGGUUUGGUUAAGUCGCCGUUAUUGUGAAUGGUUUAAAAAACCAAAACCUAAAGAACUGUGGAGUCAACAAUGAUGGAGAAAAGAUUCAUGAGUGUUUUUGUUUUUUCAGUCACUUCAGUCUUUCUUUCUUCAAUCGGUAGCGCAGAUGCCAUCAAAUGUUAUGAGUGCAACAGUUACAAUGAUUCAAGAUGCUCUGACGAAGUACCUCCAACUGAGACGGAGAUAAACUGUACAACAGUAAACAAUACACGAGUUGCUUACGUGCUUUGCCGCAAAAUCGUACAGUCUGUCAAUCUGUACAAGUUACCAUCAGACUCCAGAGUGAUACGAAGUUGUGGUUGGGAGAACUCUAGCCACAGUGACAGUUGCUAUUUGAAGUCAGGGGAAGGUUACAGUCAGGAGGUCUGCUCUUGUACCUCAGACCUGUGUAACUCCAGUGACACUCUUUCAAGCAUCUUCGGUGUCCUGGCCGUCACCUUGAGUCUCAUGUUGUGUUGCCUCUGUCUACCAUAA
Macrosteles quadrilineatus (aster leafhopper) is the source of this 619-nucleotide messenger RNA. Its product is annotated as protein quiver-like. The record is from RefSeq and is a predicted model, not a curated record. Gene Ontology annotation, biological process: sleep; regulation of synaptic transmission, cholinergic; positive regulation of voltage-gated potassium channel activity. Bases 176 to 619 code for a protein of 147 amino acids. The transcript is spliced from 3 exons. Lineage: Eukaryota; Metazoa; Arthropoda; Insecta; Hemiptera; Cicadellidae.